CCAAUGCAUGAGCCACAAGGGGCUACGCACGCAUACUUGUUAGCCUGUCCAGCUGUUUGAACAAGUACUGCAUUGAAUCAGCUGGUUGCGCUUCACUGUGGAUCGCAAACGAGAGAGAGGGAGAGCGAGAGAGAGAGAGAGAGAGAGAGAGAGAGGAGCGCAAGGGUCGGUCGUCUCUAGUCGACAGCUGUCUCAAAUCACUACAAACACGGGGAGUCGUCCCUCCGCGAGCCCGCCGAAAAUGAUUCUGACACGCGUCUAUUUCCUGGGAUUGUUCGCGUGCAGCUGCCAAGCUGUGUUACAGGUGUCCAUCUCCCUCAGCAAGGUGGAGCUGAGCGUGGGGGAGUCAAAGUUCUUCACCUGCACAGCGAUUGGAGAGCCGGUCAGUGUGGACUGGUACAGCCCCCAGGGGGAGCGCAUCGUCCCGUCUCAGCGGGUGCUGCUGCACAGGGAGGGGGUCCGAUCCCGCCUCACCCUCUACAACGUCAACGUCGAAGAUGCCGGGAUCUACCGCUGCCAAGCAACCGACGCCAGCGGCCAGAGCCAGGAGGCCACCGUGGUGCUGGAGAUUUACCAGAAACUGACGUUUCGGGACGUGCCCUCACCGCAGGAGUUUCGGCAGGGGGAGGAGGCCCAGGUGGUGUGUGAUGUCAUCAGCUCACCUGUGCCCAUCGUCUCCUGGUUCCACAAGGACCAGGAAAUCACACCUGAGCUGUCUGAUAGGUUCCAGAUUCUGCCCAGUAAUAACCUGCAGAUUCUGCAGGUGGGUAAGGAGGACGAGGGGGUGUAUCGCUGUGAGGCUCGAGUGGAAGCUCGCGGGGAGAUCGACUUCAGAGACAUCACCGUCAUCGUCAACGUCCCUCCUGUAAUCUCCGUACCUCAGGAGUCCUUCAAUGCUACAGCUGACUAUCAGGAAUCUGUGACCUUCACCUGCAGAGCGCGCGGAUCACCUGAACCAGAGGUCUCCUGGCAAAGGAGGGGCAGGCGGAUCGAGCCCUCGGACCGGUUCGUGGUGAAGGCCGGGGGAAGCUCGCUGACGGUGAAGAGCAUCACUCAGGAGGACGGAGGCUCCUACACCUGCACCGCUCGCAACACGGCCGGCCACGCCCACCAGGACCUCUUCCUCAAGGUGUUCGUGCAGCCCAGCAUCACGGUGCUGCUGAACGUGACGGCGGUGGAGGGCUCUGCUGCUGUCAUCUCCUGCACUGCGGAGGGAGACCCACUGCCUGACAUCACCUGGAGGAGAGCCAGCGAUGGGCGGAGCUUCAGAGAGGGAGACAGGAGUGCAGACGGGCGGGUGGAGGUUCACGGGCAUCAUGGGAAAUCCACUCUGACCGUGAGCGCCGUUGGGCUGCUGGACCGCGGACGCUUCGACUGCGAGGCCCUCAGCAGGAUAGGAGGCCAUCAGAAGAGCAUGUACCUGGACAUCGAGUACAUGCCGGUGUUUGUGAGCGACCCCACCACGUACUACUCCUGGGAGGGGAACGCGGUGAACCUCAGCUGUUCAGUGCAGGCGCACCCGCCCGCCGUGUUGCUAUGGCAGAGAGACAGGCUGACCGUCGGCACGGCGACGGGGGGCCCCGGCAACGCCCGAGUCCACCACGCCGAGGGCCGCUCCCUGCUCGAGGUGACCCCGCUGGCAAACAGCGAUUUUGGGCGUUACAACUGCACCGCCAGGAACAGCAUUGGGACCCGAGUUCAGGAGUUUGUCCUGGCUCAGGCAGACGUUCCCUCGGGCCCCUCCGUGGUUCGGCUGAGCUCCGUGUCUCAGCGCAUGGCCACCGUUACCUUCAGGACGCCGGAGUCGCACGGCGGGGUCCCCAUCGCCCAUUACGUGGUGAGGUUCCGCACCCCCGGCGCCCCCCACUGGAGGGACGUCCCGUCACACGGAGUCGAGACGAUGGUGCAGCUGGCAGGUCUGGAACCCAACAGCACGUACGAGGUGUGUGUGGCAGCCGUUAACGGGAAGGGGCAGGGCGAGUUCAGCCGUGCGGAGAGCUUCCAAACGCUGCCCAUCCGAGAACCCAGCCCCCCCUUGGUGCAGGGUCAAAGGGGUGUGGGGAAGGCCUACAGGCUGGGCCUGUUCAAGCAGGAUGAUGGGGGGAUGCCCAUCCUGGAGUACAUCGUCAAAUACAAGAUGGAGAGGGAGGACCGCUGGAUGACUAAGCUGGUGUCGGGGCUGAAUGACUUUGUGCAGCUGCAGCCCCUGCAGUGGAACGCUCGCUACGAGGUGGAGAUCACCGCCCGCAACAUCAAGGGCCUGUCCGAGCCCACCUACUACCACUUCACCAUGCCCCAGCGACCGGACAUCACCGCAGACUCGGUGUUGAGCGGGCUGGGGCUGGGCGCGGUGGUGGCGCUGGGCGUGGCCGCGCUGCUGCUCCUGCUGGUGGGCGUGGACGUGUGCUGCUUCUUCCUCCGCCGCUGCGGCGUGCUCAUGUGCAUCACCAGGAAGCUCCGGGGCAAGAAGAGCGCCACCUGCAGCAAGAGCAAAGAACUGGAGGAGGGAAAAGCCGCUUACCUGAGCACUGGGUCCAAGGAGCCCAUUGUUGAGAUGCGAACAGAAGAAGAGAGGAUAGCUCACACGGACGAUGGGAGCCCAAUGAAUGAGCCCAAUGAGACCACACCCCUUACAGAGCCAGAGAAGUUGCCACUGAAGGAGGAGAACGGGAAGGAGGCCCUGCCGACGGUCGCCACGGAGAUCCGGGUGCGGGGCGACGGCGGCGGCGGCGGCGAGCUCCUGGAGGACCGGUGCGCGUAAAGGAGGCGGGCCCUGCCCCAGGCCACGCCCCCGGCCACACACCCCUCCCCCACGGACGCUCAGAGCAUAGAGGGGCCCCCGACACCCGCAGUGCUGAACACAGACAGCCCAAACCCUGCGACUGAGUGUACAUACGGCUGCGGACUCUCCCGCCAUCUUACUGCGGGGAGACGUCCGCCAUCCUUCCCGUGACUUGGGUCACUUCAGUGGGAUCAUUUUUGUUCCGUUUAAGGUGUUGCUGUUUCCGUUUCGUUUGCUGUUCUGAACGCUCACACCCACUCUUCCCAGCAGGAAAAGCCAUCUCAGUCCUCUUCCCUGAGCCCGGAAGUCUGUGGACAGCCCCAUGUGCCCAGUCGCACUCUUCAUUCACACCCUGGGGCAGUGUGCUACGCACUGGGCCCCAUUCAUACUGCUGAGUGUGAGUAUAUAUGCUGCAGUCAUGUCAUGAUAUGUGUGUGUGCACUGCAGUCAUGUCAUGACAUUUCAGUGUGUGCACUAUGGUAAUGCUAAUGAAUAUAGGCACAUGAAACCAGGUGCUGGGCUGGGUGUGCAUCAUGAACAGUUCAGUAAAGCACACGCACCAAAACUCAAUAUACACCUGUAUUCAACAAUGUUUCGAUCCUCUGUUGAUCUUUGUCAGGUAAAACUUUGAAAAAAACAUUGAAAGUUUUACCUGACAAAGAUUCACACAGGAUUGAAGAAGUGUUGAAUAAAGGUGUAUAUUGAGUUUUCAGUGUGUGUGGUUUUACUGGAUUAUUCAGUGUGUGUGUCAUAGUCAUGACUUGACAUAUAAGUGUGCAUAAUAUUCUGUAAUGCAAUGACAUGUGCGUGUGUAUGCUAUACAUGUCAUGACUUGUGACUGCACAUUAUGGAGAUGUUGUGAUGUGGAUUUACUAUAUAGUGAUGUCAUGACAUGGGAGUAUAUAUGAUGGAGUUUUAUCAUGAUGUGAUGAUAUGUAGGCUGUUUUGAUUUCUUGAUAUGACACACAAGAUGGUGCUACCAUACACCAUAGUAAUAUUGUGAUGUUUGAUUGUGAAUUCUGAAAUUAUGAGAUUUGUGUAUGCUACAUUGAUCUCAUGAUGUGAAACUGUAUAUUCUGUAAUUAAAAUAAUAUAUGGGAGUGUGUAUGCUGUAUUGAUAUCACCACAUGCCAGUGUGUAUGCAGUAGUGAUAUCAUUACAUGCUAUUUUGUACAGUAUAUUGUAGUGAUAUCAUGACAUGCCAGUGUGUAGGCUAUAUUGAUAUCAUGAUGUGCCAGUAUGUACGCAGUAGUGAUUGUUACAUGCUAUUAUGUACAGUACAUUGUAGUGCUAUCAUGACACGGCAGUGUGUGGGCUUUAUUGAUAUCAUGACAUGCCAGUGUGUAGGCUGUAUUGAUAUCAUGACAUGGCAGUGUGUAGGCUGAAUUGAUAUCAUGACAUGCCAGUGUGUAGGCUGUAGUGAUAUCAUUACAAGCCAGUAUGUAUGAAGUAGUGAUAUCAUUGCAUGCUAUUGUGUACAGUACAUUGUAGUGUUAUCAUGACAUAUGCAGUGUGUAGGCUGUAGUGAUAUCAUGACAUGGCAGUGUGUAGGCUGUAGUGAUAUAGUGACAUGGCAGUAUGUAGUCUGUAUUGAUAUCAUGACAUGGCACUGUGUAGGCUGUAUUGAUAUCAUGACAUGGCAGCGUGUAGUCUGUAUUGAUAUCAUGACAUACCAGCGUGUAGUCUGUAUUGAUAUCAUGACAUGCCAAUGUGUAGGCUGCAGUGAUAUCAUGACAUGGCACUGUGUAGGCUGUAUUGAUAUCAUGACAUGGCAGUGUGUAGCCUGCAUUGAUAUCAUGACAUGCCAGCAUGUAGUCUGUAUUGAUAUCAUGACGUGCCAGUAUGUAGGCUUCAGUGAUAUCAUGACAUGGCACUGUGUAGGAUGCAUUGAUAUCAUGACAUGGCAGUGUAUAGGCUGUACUGAUAUCAUGACAUGCCAGUGUGUAGGCUGCAGUGAUAUCAUGACAUUGCACUGUGUAGGCUGUAUUGAUAUCAUGACAUGCCAGUGUAUAGCCUGUAGUGAUAUCAUGACAUGCCAGUGUGUAUGCAGUAGUGGUUAAUCUGAAGUUGUGAUGUUUCUCUGGAUGUGAUGAUGUGAUGGAGCGUUGCAGUGCGUUGUCCAUUAUACCUGAGCUCAACAGUGUCUCUUUGCCUAUGUGUGAAUGCUCAUUCAUCUCACUGCAUAGCAUAGUGUGUAAAUUUGACCAGAAUCAUUUAAUUUUGUGGCUUCAGAUUCCUUUGCCUGUGUAUAUAUGUAAAAUAGUUUUUAAAUGAUAAAAAUACUCUAACCAGGAAGCAGUUCAACGAAACUGAUGCUAAGAGUUCAAAGGUCGUUCUAAAGGGGCUGUUCUUCCUCCCCAAAUCCAACUGUAUUUCAGAAUAUGCUGUACUUCACUAUGUUCUCCCUGGAAAACUCACCAAAUACACUGAGUGUAUUUUAAAGAAUAUAAACUAACAUAUUCAUAUUAACAUCAAUAUUACCAAAAGCUCAAAAAGCGUUGGAGCAGACAGUGGGAAUAUGAAGCACCAAAAGCAGAUUGUGUAAUAUUUUGCCCUGGUGGGCAUAUAGGGACGCUGGCUUGUAUCUGGAGAGAUGGAGUUGGGUCUCAACAAGAGACAGCUCUGCCGUUGGGCCCUUGAGCUGGGUCCUUAACCCAAACAACUGCUCCAGGGGCUUUACCCCUGUUCUCUCAGGCCUUUAUCCCAAUGCAUCCAUGAAAAAGAGAAAAUAAGGGAUUAAAUAAAUAAAUAGAAAAACACACUCAAAACAAAAAGUG
This is a messenger RNA of Anguilla anguilla (European eel), 5559 nucleotides long. RefSeq names its product neural cell adhesion molecule 2-like. The transcript is spliced from 18 exons. Lineage: Eukaryota; Metazoa; Chordata; Actinopteri; Anguilliformes; Anguillidae. Gene Ontology annotation, biological process: cell adhesion; axon guidance. The record is from RefSeq and is a predicted model, not a curated record. Gene Ontology annotation, molecular function: protein binding. Gene Ontology annotation, cellular component: plasma membrane; neuron projection. Bases 242 to 2761 code for a protein of 839 amino acids.